Salvia splendens (bonfire salvia) is the source of this 5016-nucleotide messenger RNA. RefSeq lists its product as uncharacterized. The coding region runs from base 568 to 5016 and encodes 1482 amino acids. Lineage: Eukaryota; Viridiplantae; Streptophyta; Magnoliopsida; Lamiales; Lamiaceae. The record is from RefSeq and is a predicted model, not a curated record. Gene Ontology annotation, molecular function: nucleic acid binding. The transcript has 2 exons. Gene Ontology annotation, biological process: DNA integration.
CUCAUAGUUUAGGAUGUUUAGAUGGGUGAUUAACACAUGUUGUCGAAUCUUUUGAGGUAUAAAGUAUAUGUUUCACCCACUUUUCAGCUAUUUUUUAGAGUUAACAAGUUUGUCGGAGUUUUGAUGCAAGAACAGGUCUAAAACGGGCAAAACGGAGCGAACGGGCUGACCACAGAAUGUUCGCCCGACCGGGCGAAUUUCAUAUAAAAAACGCCCGGUCGGGCGAAGAAAACAGAAAGUUCGCCCGACCGGGCGUUUUUCAUCCAACAAAACGCCCGACCGGGCGUUUGAAGCCUCAUCGCGAUUUACCCAGAUCGCCCGACCGGGCAUAUUCCGACUUACAGAUCGCCCGACCGGGCGAUUUGUCGCUGUUGCCAACUUUGCCUCUUUCUUACUCCGGAUAUAAAAGGGUUCUCACUCAUUUCCAAACCCUAACUCCCACACCACGAAUCUUAGCAAGAAAGUAAGGUUUUGAGAGGAUUUGAAGUCAAGGAGCUUCCCAUUUCCAAGAGAUUGGAGGAAGGAGACCCCCCACCAUCAAUUCCACCAUAGGGAGUUCUAGUUUUUAUGCUCACGCGCUCAAGUCGUUUACCCCUUGAGCCGAUUAAUUUAGAGAUAGAAGCCGCCAAUAGAAGAAGAGGAGGACGAAGGAGAAGAGCAAGAGCUCAACAUCAAGUUGAGCCAAUGGAAAAUCCACAUGGGAACAAUGAGGGAAUUCCCCCUCCACCUCCACCUCCAUUAAAUCAAGACCAAAUCAUUCUCCAACUACAACAAGAAAUGGCGGAGAUGAGAAGGGAAAGAGAGGAGGAAAGGAGGCGAGAGGCUCCGGUUAGAGACGCAUUUGGGAACGUCAAUAUCCCACAUCCACCCUAUGAUACAAGGGUGAAUGCCAACAAUUUUGAGUUGAAGACAGGAUUGAUUCAAUUUGUGGAGCAACGUGUUUUCUCGGGAAGGCCCACGGAGGAUCCUAAUAGGCACUUAUCUAAAUUCUUAGAGAUUGCCAAUACAACUAAGCUUAAUGGGGUUCCCGACGAUACAAUCAAACUUAGGCUAUUUCCAUUCUCAUUGUCGGGAUAUGCUAGAGAUUGGUUUGAUAACCUUGAGCCGGGCUCGGUUACAAGUUGGGACGACUUAGCCCAAAAGUUUUUGGAUCGAUUCUUCCCUCUAAGCUCCACUCUCAACCUCCAAGCAGAGAUCUCCCACUUUAAAAUGAAGGGCCAAGAGUCUAUGUUCGAGGCUUGGGAGAGAUUCAACGCCUUGCUAAAGAAAUGCCCCAACCAUGGGUUAUCUCCGGGCCAUCAAGUGAGCCUCUUCUACAAUGGAUGCUCGGAGUUUAUCAAGAGUCAAUUAGACUUUGGUUCGGGGGGUUCAUUCUUGGACAAGGGGGUCGAGGAGUGCAAGAAGAUGCUUCAAAGGCUUGCCUAUACUAGCAAGGGUUGGAGCUCGGGCCGAGAUAGUUCAAUGCCGGUGGCUUCGGUUGUGGAUUCGGAUGCAUUCAAUCUUCUCAACCAACAAAUGAUGUUGUUGAAUCAAAAGGUGGAUGGCCUUAGUUUGGGAGUGGCACCUAUGGGAGAGCCUUUACAUACCGUGGAAGAUGUCAAUUAUGUGCAUCAAGGAGGGAAUCAAAGGAACUUCUACAACUAUCGCCCUAACAAUGGGGGUGGUAAUUACCAAGGCUAUCGCUCACCCUUCAAUGCACAUCCAAACCUUUCUUAUGGCAAUCCAAACAAUGCUAUCCAACCACCUCCACCACCUCGUUUCCCUACACCUAGUGGGUCGACAAGUGGGGCCGCUAAUGUGCCCACCAAUUCUAAACCUUCAAGUGAUGAUGUCACCCAUGAGCUUCUAAAAGCUCUAAUGGAGAAGACCGAUGGAAUCAUGACACAAUCUACUAAGAGAAUUGAUAAGGUUGAGACGGCGGUAGUGGAGGUCACCACGAGAAUGGGGGCUUUGGAGCAUCAAAUGAGUCAAAUUGCCCAAGCCGUGGGCCAACUUCAUCAACCGGGGCAAUUCCCAAGCAACACCAUUCCUAACCCAAAGGAUUGCAAGGCUAUCAAUUUGAGGAGUGGAACAAGCUAUAAGAGCCCCCCUAUGCCCGAAAAGGAAGCUAUUGUGCAACCCGAAGAAGAAGAGACAAUAGAAGUGGAGGCAUCAACGAAGAGCCCACCAAAAGAUCAAGCCGAGACAAUAGUUCCUCCUAAGCCCACGGAAGUUAAACUUCCUUUCCCUCAAAUGAUGCAAAAGAAAAAGAAGGAUGAACAAUUUUCAAGAUUUUUGGAUAUCUUUAGGAAAGUUCAAAUUAACAUCCCUCUUGUUGAAGCACUUCAACAAAUGCCAAGUUAUGCAAAGUUCCUCAAGGAUGUUGUAUCACAAAAAAGGAAAUGGGGGCACUAUGAGACGGUCAACUUGACGGAGAGUUGCAGUGCAAUUAUUCAAAGGAAGUUGCCGGCCAAAAUGCAAGAUCCGGGAAGCUUCACUAUUGAGUGCACUAUUGGAAAUUGCUUUGUGGGGAAUGCCUUGUGCGAUCUAGGGGCUAGCAUUAAUCUUAUGCCAUUGUCCUUCUUCAACAAGUUGAAUAUUGGUAAAUUGAGAUCGACUAGCAUUACUUUGCAAAUGGCGGAUAGAUCGGUGGCAUAUCCCUCGGGCAUAGCAGAAGAUAUAUUGGUGAGGGUGAAUGAGUUCAUAUUCCCCGUUGACUUCGUGGUGUUGGACAUGGAAGAGGAUAGAAUUGUACCUCUUAUUUUGGGAAGACCGUUCCUUGCCACCGGGAAGGCCAUGAUCGAUGUUUCAAAAGGGGAACUUACACUUCGCCUCAAUGAUGAGAGCGUGACAUUUUCGAUAUAUGAGGCCUUAAAGAGGCAUGAUGCGGAACCGGGAGGAAGCCUACAACAUUGCAAUGUUGUGACCGUGAUGGAUGAGUGUGUUGGAGGAGUGGCACCGACCUCUUACUUGGAUGAUCAAUUAGAGAGAUGCAUUUCUCAUUCCAUGUAUUCUUCUCAUUCUUUUGAUGUUUUGGAUGCUAACCCCGAGUUGUUGGAAUUUGUAGGUGCUUUGGACUCGGCUAAAGAAAUCCCUAGAUCACUUCGUCCACAAUUUCUACCUCUUAGGAGUGGAAGUGAAGAUAGCAAUAAAGAUGGGGAAAACAAGAAGCUUGAGUUGAAGCCACUUCCACUACACUUGCGAUAUGCCUUUCUUGGAGGGAAUGACACUUUUCCGGCAUUUGAGAAGCUCAAGGCGGCGUUGGUGAGUGCCCCAAUCUUGAUCUCCCCCGAUUGGUCUCAACCUUUCGAGAUCAUGUGUGAUGCAAGUGAUGUGGCGGUAGGCUCGGCUUUGGGACAAAAGAGAGACAAGAUAUUCCGGGUGAUAUAUUAUGCUAGUAGGACAUUGGAUUCGGCUCAAGCUAACUACACCACUACCGAGAAGGAAAUGCUUGCGGUGGUCUACUCUUUUGACAAGUUCCGCCCUUACCUUAUUGGGGCCAAAACUAUUGUCUUUACUGACCAUGCCGCCAUCCGCCAUCUAUUUGUUAAGCAAGAUGCAAAACCAAGGCUUAUAAGGUGGAUCUUGCUCCUUCAAGAAUUUGAUUUGGAGAUCCGAGAUAGAAAAGGGUGUGAGAAUGUGGUGGCGGAUCAUCUCUCAAGAUUGGAGCAUGCUAGUGAAGAGGAAAAAUUGAAGUUGGUCAUCAAUGAAGAAUUCCCGGAUGAGCAUUUGUUUUAUGUGGCCAAGGGUCAAGUGGCAUGUUAUGCCAAUAUUGUGAACUAUCUUGUUGCUAAGGUGAUUCCCGAAGGACUUGAGGACUAUCAAAAGAAGAAGUUCUUCCACGACGUGAAGUUCUAUUUUUGGGACGAGCCUUGUCUUUUUAGAAGAUGUGCCGACAUGGUGAUUAGAAGAUGUGUCCCUCAAGAGGAGUGGGAGUCCGUUAUUAUGCAUUGCCACACCGCACCUAGUGGGGGGCAUUUUGGAGCUAACCGGACUGCUAUGAAAGUGCUCCAAAGUGGUCUAUUUUGGCCAACCAUCACCAAAGACUGCCAGGACUACGUGAGAAGAUGCAACGAGUGCCAGAGAAUGGGGGGUGUUUCUAAGAAGAAGGAGAUGCCAUUGACGACAAUUGUUGAAGUCGAGUUGUUUGAUGUGUGGGGCAUUGACUUCAUGGGGCCCUUUCCUCCAUCUAGUGGGUUCCAAUACAUUCUACUAGCCGUUGACUAUGUAUCAAGGUGGGUGGAAGCCAUUCCUACCCAAACUAAUGAUUCAAAGGUGGUGAUUAAAUUCGUUCAAAAGAACAUAUUCACGCGAUUCGGCGCACCUCGGGCUAUCAUAAGUGAUGGAGGGUCUCAUUUUCGCAAUAGGUGGCUAGAGGCGGUCUUAGCAAGGCAUGGAGUGAAGCAUCGGGUGACAACUCCUUAUCAUCCACAAGCUAAUGGUCAAACCGAGUUGGCCAAUAGAGAGAUCAAACAAAUAUUGCAAAAGAGUGUCAAUGCUAACCGUAGAGAUUGGGCUCUCAAGCUUGACGAUGCUCUAUGGGCGUAUAGGACGGCUUACAAGACGCCAAUCGGGAUGUCACCUUAUCAAUUGGUCUUUGGGAAAUCAUGCCAUCUCCCGGUUGAAUUGAAGCACUCAUCAUAUUGGGCGGUGAGGCAAAUGAACAUGGACUUCACCAAGGCCGGCAAGGAAAGGAAGCUUCACCUCAAUUUACUUGAUGAAUUUAGGAAUGAAGCCUAUGCUAAUUCCUCAAUCUACAAGGAGAGGAUGAAGACGUAUCACGACAAGAUGAUUGAGAGGCGUGAAUUCCACAAGGGGGAUGCCGUGUUGCUUUUCAACCACAAGUUGAGACUCUUUCCGGGCAAGCUAAAAUCUAAGUGGUCGGGACCCUUCACUAUCAAGGAGGUCAUGAGCAAUGGCACAAUGGAGCUCAAAGGACCCGAUGGAAGCACGUUCAAGGCAAAUGGUCAAAAUCUCAAGAGGUUCUUUACCAAGGAGCAACAAGACGAGGUCUUUGUGGUUGCCUUGAUUGAGUAG